AUGGAAGAUCACCCACAACAGCGUCCAGCAAAACGAUUCAAGCACGAAUCCUACAAGGACACUCUAAAGAGCGUCCACCUACCUUCCGCCCUUGACCAAACAAAAUUCGAUCAAGAGCUCACCGACACUGAUUCGCACUUCCAUGAAGCCCUCCUCCACUGGCAAGAUCUCAACCUCGCCCCCGCCUUCCUCAAAUUCGCUCGCGAUGCCGACCCGCUAUCCGCCUCGAUGCCUCUGCUGCUGCACAACUGGAAGGAGAUACUCGAGCAGUGGUUUGAAGCACUAGCGAAGAGCGAUGACGAAGGGCUGCGGGCCAUCUUAGAUCUUUUCCAAAAGCUCGCACACGACCUGCGAACGACCCUCGCCCCGGAAUACCCUCGCGUUCUCAGACGACUCCUGAAACUACUUCCCCGCUCCCUGUCCGCAGAGGCUCUCACUGCGCUUCUGGCCACUUUCUCUGCUCUCUUCAAAUACGUCCUCGUACCCUCUGUUGAUUCCGAGCUGCUCCAACAAGCGUGGAACGCGUUCUGCGAAGUCCUCCCGCAAUGCCAUCCUGAGGUGCAGCGGGCGACAGCGGAAGUCUGGGGCGCCGUGCUCCGCCGGCUCAAGGUGGCUCUGAGGGAGGACGCCGUGAGGGUUGUUGCGUCGAGCUCUACGGGAGGUCUGGGUGACGUGUGUGCGUGGACGUUCGUGACGGCUUGCAAGUCCGUUUCCCAAACGCUGCACACGGUCACGUCGAGUCUCGUUUGCCCCCUCCUGCAAUUCUACCUGACCUGCGAUGCUGAAGAGGAGGCGUACACCCUUAUCCGGCGGGUGUUCACUGCGCUCAUCCAUCAUUGCAAGAGCGCAGACCAGUUCUCACCCGUUUCCGAAGCGAUCGUCGACCGGUUUGCGGAGGUCGUGAAGUCCGCGGACGAGGAACGAGUCCGCCGCGCCCUCGAAGCGAUCAGCAUCGUGUGCUCCGUUCGCCAGGGCUCCCGGAUGUCCCACAAGCAACUGAGCGCGCUUCUCUCGGAGUACCCCUCCAUCCCCACGUCCGAGGUCCUCCAUUCCGCACUCCUCAAAUUCGCCACUAGCGCGCUCACGGCGGGGGACAUGUCGCUCUGGAUGGCGCACGCGCGCAAGGUCCUCGCGCAUGCUUGGGAGCGACCGUUGCUUGGGAUCGAGCUCACCGGCGCGCUCUCGGAGCUAUCUUGGGGCGGGUGGAAGCUCGUCGCGCUACCCUAUGUCUCUGCGAACACGCACAAGUUGCUGGAGAGCCAUUCUGGGGAGACGCUCGAAUUGCUAGCGGCGCUCCAUCGUGAGAAGAGGCUGGGGGAGAUGGAUGUGGUGUGGAAGCAGAGGCUGUGGACGUGGGUCGAGAGAAGAUUGGAAGGGUGGGAGCGUUCUGAGGAGAAUGCGCGGGUGCUCGCGCACGUCCUCGCGCUCGCCGACCUCCUCCCGUCUCUUCCCAAGCUUCUCGUCAACAUCAUCGACCGCGAGCUCGCAUUGUGGGAAGACUCGGAGCAUGAUCCGCGCGCGGAGUACGAAGCGACAUAUGCCAACUCGGCGUGGGUGAUUGGUGCGUGUGCGCAGUGCAUCGCGGAGCGUCCUGUAAAGGAGUGGGGGAGCCUCGUGGAUCUGCCUCGGUGGGCUGGGAGGGUGGUCGAGAAGUGGGGGUGGUCGGGCACGGCGCUUGAGGGGUUGGCGGAGCUCGUGCGUUCGAGGUAC
Messenger RNA from Dichomitus squalens LYAD-421 SS1, 1710 nucleotides. RefSeq lists its product as uncharacterized. The annotation marks the transcript as partial. The transcript is spliced from 7 exons. NCBI's taxonomy places the organism in Eukaryota, Fungi, Basidiomycota, Agaricomycetes, Polyporales, Polyporaceae. The record is from RefSeq and is a predicted model, not a curated record. Gene Ontology annotation, cellular component: small-subunit processome; nucleolus; 90S preribosome.